GCCCCGCGGUGAUAACACUCGACCUUAUAACAUGGUGCCCCACUCCUCGGAGGCAUUAGGAAGGUGACACUCGUCGAACCAAGACAGGGCAGAACCGCAAGCCAAUCAUGAGAAACAUUAUAUUUUGCUUAGCGGCCCUCGUGACGGCCUGCGUCGCCCAAGACAACGGUUAUGUUGAAAACUUCGCUGUGUCGGACUUCGGGAAUGGUUUCAUUACCUUGUCUUGGGACUUCGUGGAGGGCACCAACGAACUGCACAAGUACUCGCUCGUCAUCGACAAUGACCUCACUUCGGAGUUCAAGUGCACUUCCGCCCACUGCACCAAGACGGUGUAUGACUUGCAGUCCUGCGUCGAACAUGUCUUCGACCUGACGCCAAUAUUCUACGACACAACUGGCGCGGACGUGAAUGGUGAUGUCGCCACCACGUCCGGCUACACUGAAGAUGAAAUCCCGGGCGCCGUGAGUAACAUCGCAAUGCCUGUCGACACCGAUGGGGAGACGACGGUGACGUGGACCAAGCCCAGCGAGAACGCCAAGUGUGUUGACUACUACUUUGUGUGCUUCCGCCUGGACGGAGAGAUAGAAAGGGACUGUGUGGAGUCCAACACUACCCAAGUUACCACGACGGGGUUGAGUGCUUGCGGAAAGUAUCACGUUGAGGUGACUCCAGUGACGCCCGCCGACAGCCUGGGACAAACGACGGAGAAGGUUUUCCAGACCCACGACGGCGUGCCCGGCGAGCCCCAGGACGUGGUGGUGGGACUCAUCACGCAGGACACCAUUCAGCUGCUGUGGAACAACCCCGAAGAGAACAUACUCUGCCUCGACAAGUUCCUCAUCACCAUCGGAGAGGCACACGCGACGAUGGUGAAGAGAACCGAGAAGACGGGCGUGAGUGGCUAUGACAACGAGUUCACCUUCACGCCAUUGUUCCCCUGCACCGACUUCGUCAUCGAUGUCUGCUCAGCUAACGCGGCCGAGCAGACCAGCGCAAAGGUGGAGAGGUACGCCUCCACCGACGAGACAGAGCCGCUGCCGCCGACCUCCGUCACUGUCACGCCCAACGGACCGGACAGCAUCGAGGUGAGCUGGGGCGAGAAUGAGAAAGAUGGGUGCGCGGGUAGCUUCCAAGUGUGCUGGAGCGACGGCGUGCACCCCAUCGAGCAGUGCGAGGAUGUCGAAGGCGGUGGGGACAACAGUUUGACCAUUACCGACCUUGUGCCGUGUAGCAACUAUGACUUCAUCGUGACUGUAGUGUCUCCGAAUGGCACCUUCUCUAGCACCGAAGUCACUAACUCUACUUCCACCGCCGACGUUCGUCCCGAUCCCGUGCGCGAUCUCAGGUUUAAGUCCAUCGACACCAAUCAGCUGACGAUAAGUUAUCAGCUCCCGGAAAAAGACCCUCAGUGCGUAAAGGAAAUCGUCACCCGAAUUACUGAUAAUAACCAGAGGCUACAUCGGAAGAAGGCGGUGAAGUCUGCCUUUGAGGAAACCUUCACUGGCCUGGCGUCAUGCACGGACUACACAGUUCAAGUCAGCACUGUGUCACCCACCGGACUGGAAUCCUUGGUGGAAGAAAUAUCAGAGAAUACCUUGAGUGACUUGCCCUCAGUCCCACAAGAGUUUACUGCCAUCGCCUUUACGACCACUUCCGUCACCGUGCAGUGGUUCCAGCCAGCCGUCAACCCGCGCUGCGUCACUGAUUACCUCCUGAGCUGGAUUAACCCCGACGGUGUCGUUGCCAACGCAACCGUCAACGCCUCUACUUUCAAGGUGGUGUACAAUGUGGACAGCCUUACUCCCUGCACGAUCUACGACUUCUUCCUCAGCGCUGAUUCCUUGUCUGGAGAAAGUUCGGAGACUACAUUCCAAAAUACGACGCUUUGCUCAUGAACGUAGUCUCUUCAUUUAAUUAUGUUCAUUGGUAGUUCUAACAAGAAUGCCACCAAGAAUAACCGUUCCGUGCAGUGUUACCUACAUUUUAUGCUCCUUGGAUAAGGGAAAAUAUUCGUAUUGUGAAUAUGUUUAUUUUCACCAAAAGAACAAGCACAUUUUUCAAUUAGAAGCAUGAUGAAUGGUGAUAUGCAAGUGUAUGUUGAUCAUGUACCAAAAACAACUGUGUGGUACACUACUACUACUACUACUACUACUACUACUUCUACUACUACUGUUACUACUACUACUACUACUACUACUACUACUACUACUACUACUACUACUACUACUACUACUACUACUGCUGCUAUUACAUGUAGCCGUUACAUACCCAAUGAAUGUUUUCAAUCAUUAUUUUCCAUGUUUUGACGCUGAAUCUGUACUGCAUAGACAUUAUUAAUAUAUUUGUUGCUCAGU
Messenger RNA from Eriocheir sinensis (Chinese mitten crab), 2354 nucleotides. RefSeq names its product cell adhesion molecule DSCAML1-like. The record is from RefSeq and is a predicted model, not a curated record. The transcript has 8 exons. Bases 108 to 1895 code for a protein of 595 amino acids. Gene Ontology annotation, molecular function: protein binding. NCBI's taxonomy places the organism in Eukaryota, Metazoa, Arthropoda, Malacostraca, Decapoda, Varunidae.